Alosa alosa (allis shad) is the source of this 3253-nucleotide messenger RNA. RefSeq lists its product as uncharacterized. Gene Ontology annotation, molecular function: protein binding. Gene Ontology annotation, cellular component: membrane; neuron projection. Gene Ontology annotation, biological process: cell adhesion. Bases 423 to 2939 code for a protein of 838 amino acids. The record is from RefSeq and is a predicted model, not a curated record. Lineage: Eukaryota; Metazoa; Chordata; Actinopteri; Clupeiformes; Clupeidae. The transcript has 18 exons.
ACUUUUGCACGUGCAAUUAUAGAUAUUUUUCAAUAAUCAAAUUUGCGACGUAUUUAGCCUAACUGCCACAUACAUAGCACUGCUAUUAAUUAUCUGAGUUUACUUUAAUCACGGAGGGUUGUUGAUGUUUUCUUGAAGGUAAAGGCUCACCUGGCAACCCCCCCAGGGAACUGCUGCAGCAGUGAAGGCGGGAGACUCGCGCUGUUUGUUGAGUACAGGCAACAAAGAGUAAAGAGCGAGCGAGCAAGCGAGCAAGCAAACGUUCAGUAGUCAGAGCAAUCGGCAGUUACAGGCACAGGAAGAGCAAGAGAGGGAGAGAGCGCAGAGAAGAAGAGUCAAGGCUUCCUACUCAGCGCACUGAUAUCUCAACUCGCAGUGGUUUCGGAAAGGUGUCCAUCAACCCCUCUCUGCCUGCUGAAAAAAUGAUUCCAAAAAUCGUCCUGUUUGGUUUGCUGGUCUGCGGCAGCCAAGCUGUCUUACAGGUGUCCAUUUCAUUGAACAAGGUUGAGCUUAGUGUCGGAGAGUCCAAAUUCUUCACCUGCACAGUCAUUGGUGAGCCAGAGAGUCUGACCUGGUACAACCCUCAGGGAGAGUCCAUUGUGUCCACCCAAAGGGUGGUCCUAUACACCGAAGGUGUGCGCUCGCGGCUCACUAUCUACAAUGCCAUUGUGGAGGACGCCGGCAUUUAUCGUUGCCAGGCCAAGGACGCCAAGGGUCUGACACAGGAGGCCACAGUGGUGCUGGAGAUCUAUCAGAAGCUGACGUUCCGGUCCGUUCAGACGCCACAGGAGUUCCGGCAGGGCGAGGAUGCCGAGGUGAUCUGCGAUGUCAUCAGCUCGCCGGUUCCAGCGGUGUCCUGGUUCUACAAGAAUAAAGAGAUUCUCUCUGAGCCAAACAACAGGUUCCAAGUGCUAUCUAACAACAACCUUCAGAUCCUGCGCGUGGGCAAGUCGGACGAGGGUGUGUAUCGCUGCGAGGCUCGUGUCGAGGCCAGAGGCGAGAUCGAUUUCAGAGAUAUCGCUGUGGUCGUCAAUGUGCCUCCGGUUCUGUCUGUGCCGCAGCAGUCCUUUAAUGCCACUGCUGAUGCAGACGAGUCGGUCACCUUCACCUGCAUCAGCUCCGGAUCACCUGACCCACAGGUCACCUGGCAUAGGAAGGGCCAGCUGAUCCAGAGCUCGGAGCAGCACGUGCUGGCCACUCUGGAGGGUGGCCGCAGCACGCUGAUGGUGCGGCGCGUGGGCCAGGGCGAUGGCGGGCCUUACACCUGCCGCGCCACCAACAAAGCCGGCAUCCUGGAGAGUCAGCUGGUCCUCAAAGUCUUUGUCCAGCCUCACAUCACUCAGCUGCGUAAUGUGACGGCGGUGGAGGGCAGUGCGGCACUCAUCUCCUGCUCAGCAGAGGGUGAGCCGCUGCCCGAGGUCUCUUGGAGACGGGCCAGUGAUGGACAGAGCUUCUCAGACGGAGACAAGAGUGCAGAAGGUCGUGUAGAGGUGCGGGGCCGCCAUGGGAAGUCCAUGCUCACCAUUAACGGUGUGCGCCUGACAGACUUGGGCCGCUUCGACUGCGAGGCAAAGAGUCGUAUCGGAGAACACCAGAAAAGCAUGUACCUGGACAUCGAGUAUGCCCCAAAGUUCCAGAACAACCACACCAUCUUCUAUUCGUGGGAGGGCAACCCUGUGAACAUCAGCUGUGAGGUGAUGUCCAACCCACCGGCCACCAUUCUGUGGCGGCGUGAGCGCUACACCAUUUCCAGCGAGCCAACCGCCAACACACGCGUCCACAGUGGCCCUGGGCGCUCACUCCUGGAGGUCACCCCGAUGUCAGAGAGGGAUUUUGGCCGCUACAACUGCACGGCGCGGAACAACAUUGGUGCACGCUACCAGGAGUUUAUCUUGGCUCAGGCAGAUGUCCCCUCAAACCCGUACUCUGUCCGUCUGACUGCUGUAGCGCAGCGGAUCGCCACGGUGGCCUUCAUGAAGCCCGACUCUCACGGUGGCGUUCCCAUUGGCCACUAUUUGGUCAAUUACAAAGAGCCAGCUCAUCAGGAGUGGAGGUCGGUGAGGUCACAUGGAGUCCAGACCACAGUGGAGCUCACUAACCUGGAGCCCAACACCACCUAUGAGGUGCGUGUUGCAGCAGUGAAUGGCAAGGGCCAGGGGGAGUUCAGCCACACAGAGACUUUCCAGACCCUCCCCAUCCGUGAGCCUAGCCCCCCCACGGUGCUCGGUCAGAGAGGGGUGGGGAAGGCGUAUCGGCUGGGACUCACCAAACAGGAUGACGGGGGCAUGCCCAUCGUGGAGUACAUCGUCAAGUACAAACCGGAUAAGGAUGACCAGUGGAUGACCAAGCUGGUCCCUGGCGUGAGCGAGUUUGCCCUGCUCCAGCCCCUGCAGUGGAACACGCGCUAUAGUGUGGAGAUCACCGCGCGUAACAUCAAAGGCCUGUCCGAGCCCACCUACUUCACCUUCCUCAUGCCCCAGAAGCCGGACAUCACAGCAGACUCCCUCUUCAGCAGCCUGGGCCUGGGCGCGGUGGUGGGUCUGGGUGUGGCAGCCGUGCUGCUGCUGCUGGUGCUGGUGGACGUCAGCUGCUUCUUCCUGCGCCAGUGCGGCCUGCUCAUGUGCCUCACCCGACGCCUGUGCAGCCGCAAGAGCGCCACCAGCGCCAAGGGCAAGGAGCUGGAGGAGGGCAAGGCUGCGUACCUGGGCGAUGGGUCCAAGGAGCCCAUUGUUGAGAUGAGGACAGAAGAGGAGAGAAUAACAAACGCAGAGGAUGGGAGCCCUAUGAACGAGCCCACUGAGACCACCCCCCUCACUGAGCCAGAGAAACUCCCGUUGAAAGAGGAGAAUGGCAAGGAGGUCCUCAAGCCAGAUACCAUCGAGAUCAAAGUCCAUGGCGAAAACAGCCACCACACAAAUGCCGGCGACAGCAAGGCAUAAUGUGCCCCCCCCCCCCCUCCUCCUCCUCCCGCUUUGAAACUUCACCCCUCCACAGUAUCUUUUUCCCCAAUCCAAUUACGGAGAUUGACCUAGCCCAGCUGCACUGAGACCAAACCCAAGAAAUCAACAAAUGAACCGAGGAUGAAGGAAGAGUUCAAAGAAAAAAAAAUGUGGAACUGAAGGAAAUCCUCUAAGAACAAUGACUUUACUCAAGUGUGGCAGCACUCAUUUGUGAAGAGGAGCAUGUCAACAGAAAUUAUUUCCGUGUGUGUGUGUGUGUGUGUGUGUGUGUGUGUGUGUGUGUGUGUGUGUGU